This is a messenger RNA of Rhineura floridana, 673 nucleotides long. It is a transcript of the gene CHCHD1, whose product is annotated as coiled-coil-helix-coiled-coil-helix domain containing 1. NCBI's taxonomy places the organism in Eukaryota, Metazoa, Chordata, Lepidosauria, Squamata, Rhineuridae. Gene Ontology annotation, molecular function: RNA binding. Gene Ontology annotation, cellular component: mitochondrial ribosome; nucleoplasm; mitochondrion. The record is from RefSeq and is a predicted model, not a curated record. Gene Ontology annotation, biological process: mitochondrial translation. The transcript has 3 exons. The coding region runs from base 39 to 416 and encodes 125 amino acids.
CUUGCCGGCUUUUUGUUUAUUGUCGCAAAAGCUGUGAUAUGGCGGCUUCUCCGCCGUCCUGUCCGGCCUGGGUGAACCGCCUAGCCGAGUUCAGAAAGAUACGGGGCAAGCCGACCCCAGUGAGGCUUCCUCGGUCCCUGGUGCUGGCCAACCAGGUCUCGAACCGGCGCCUGAGGUUAGGAGAGGCAUCAUGCAUCACGGAGAUGUCUUUAAUGAUGGCCUGUUGGAAGCAGAAUGAGUUCAGUGACACAACUUGCGCCCAGGAGAUCCAGACAUUUUUUGACUGUUCUGCAAAGGCAGAAGCAGAACGCAAGGAGAGAAUUCGACAACAACUUCUGGGCCAAUCAGAAAAUCUUGAUUCAAAACAAGUCAACAAAUUACUAAAGAGGUUUCCAAACAUUACACACAAUUAUUAAAGAGACUUGCUUCCCCAAGCAUUUGUGAACAUCAGGAGCCAAAUUCACUACUUGUUUAUCAGUCUAUUUGAAGUGAAGGGGAAAUCCCCUACAGCAUUUUAUAGUGGUUUUUGACUAAAGACCUCUGUUGAAGAUGAGAUGAAAACCUAAAGCACCCUCUCAUAUGAAGCUUUUUCAAGUAGAACUUUUGCUUGAAAUGUUGCUCAAGUAGCAUAUUUUUGAGUCUUCAGUGAAAUAAAGUCUUUUAUGAUAUUGUA